GCUCUUGUAAUUGGAUAGACUAACAGGAUUUUGCAAUGUAAAGACUUCAUAGGAAGUCGUGUAUUGUGUUUGGAAUCAGCCGCCUGCUUACAAGUUACUCGUUCAACUUUAUGUGUCACCAAUAAUCAAUCACGUCGGCUGGAAUAGAUACCCUCAAAAAUGCCUAAAGAAGAUCCUGAGCACCAAACUCUACGAUUGGAACUGGAAGAUCUCAUAAAGAAAUGCCAAGAUGAACAGCAGAAGGUUGCAGAUAAGAAAUUGGAAGAGGCAACAUCCGACAUGGCAGAUGCGCCCAAAGUUCGCUUGACGACAAAGAAAAUGCUCAAAGGGCACAUCAAUAAAGUCAAUUCAGUUCAUUACAGUGGAGACAGCAGGCAUGCUGUCUCGGGGUCACUGGAUGGAAAGCUGAUUAUCUGGGAUACAUGGACUGGAAAUAAAGUGCAAGUCAUACCGCUACGUUCAGCCUGGGUUAUGAGUGUAGCAUUCGCGCAGUCCGGGAAUUUUGUAGCUUGUGGUGGAAUGGAUAAUAUGUGCACAGUGUACGAUGUCAACAACAGAGAUGCUACUGGACAGGCUAAAAUGGUCAGAGAGCUGCUUGGUUAUGAAGGCUUUCUUUCGUCAUGCCGGUUCAUUGAUGACAAAACUCUCAUUACUGGCUCAGGUGAUAUGAAGAUAUGUGUGUGGGACUUGGAGGCUGGCAAAAAGACGCAGGACUUCAAUGCGCAUGCGGGCGACGUGGUGACCAUGUCGAUUGCUCCCGACAAGAACUCUUUCGUCACUGGCAGUGUUGACAAGACUUGCAAGAUCUGGGACAUCAGGGAUGGCAAAUGCAAACAAACCUUCUUUGGCCACGAGGCUGAUGUCAAUUCAGUUUGCUUUCAUCCUAGUGGACAAGCGUUUGCUACGGGUUCCGAGGAUAAAACUGCACGUUUGUAUGACAUGCGCUCUGAUCAACAAAUAGGACUCUACACACCACCAAAUAAGACUUCAGGCUUCACUUGCUGUGGACUUUCACUGUCGGGAAGGUUCAUUCUUUGCGGCAGUGAUGAUUCUCAAGUCCACAUUUGGGACACUUUGAAGAAUCAACAUAAUGGUACUCUUGCUGGACAUGAGAACAGGAUCACAUCACUUAGCGUUGCUGAAAGUGGAAUAGCUGUAGUUACUUCAUCUUGGGAUCAAAACGUGAGGGUUUGGGGCUAACAUAAUCCAUCAAUAUCUCACACUGCAAAAAAUAAGUUUCCAUCUACAUUAGUCAUAGAAGCCAUGUUUUUGUUAAUAAGAUAAUGAUAUUUCUCGCAUCUCAUUAUAUCAACGUGUUUAAUUUAUAUAUUACUAGAUUGAGAAUGGUUUAUACAAUAUAUAGAGUGCUAUAAUGUAUAUGUAUUAUAACCUAAUUAAUAAUUUAUUCAAUUGCUAAAAUUGAGAAAAUAGAUUAAAUACUUAUAUUUGAAGAAAUUA
Molecule: messenger RNA, 1458 nt
Organism: Nilaparvata lugens (brown planthopper)
Lineage: Eukaryota; Metazoa; Arthropoda; Insecta; Hemiptera; Delphacidae
Gene: Gbeta76C
Product: guanine nucleotide-binding protein subunit beta-2
Exons: 8
Coding region: 160-1200 (346 amino acids)
Biological process (GO): G protein-coupled receptor signaling pathway
Cellular component (GO): heterotrimeric G-protein complex; cytoplasm
Molecular function (GO): signaling receptor complex adaptor activity; protein binding
Source: RefSeq, a predicted model, not a curated record